AUGUCUUCGUUUGCAAUGCGGAGGUGUACAGCUGGUCCUUCGCUCUCGAAGGCAUUGAAGAGCCAGACAAGAACCUUCUCUUCUACAAGAUCCGCAGCCAGGAUAAUAACAAAUGCGCCCCUCCGAGCCAAGGAAGCUUCGCCCUUCGCUAGCCACAAAUACCCAGUCGUUGAUCACGAAUAUGAUGCGAUUGUUGUGGGAGCCGGUGGUGCCGGUCUGCGAGCAGCUUUCGGUCUUGCCGAGGCUGGUUUCAACGUCGCGUGUAUAUCGAAACUAUUUCCAACUCGAAGUCAUACGGUAGCUGCACAAGGAGGUAUCAAUGCUGCGCUGGGUAACAUGCACGAGGACGACUGGAGAUGGCAUAUGUACGAUACCGUCAAGGGUUCGGAUUGGCUAGGAGAUCAGGAUGCAAUUCAUUAUAUGACAAGAGAGGCCCCAAAAUCUGUUAUUGAGUUGGAGAACUACGGCUGCCCUUUCUCAAGAACCGACGAUGGCAAGAUCUAUCAACGUGCUUUCGGUGGUCAAUCGCAAAAGUUUGGAAAGGGUGGACAAGCAUACAGAUGCUGCGCUGCUGCGGAUAGAACCGGACAUGCUCUCCUACAUACUCUCUAUGGCCAAUCUCUCCGACACAACACAAAUUACUUUAUCGAAUAUUUUGCUCUCGAUCUGAUUAUGGAGGAUGGCGAGUGCAAGGGUGUUAUCGCGUAUAACCAGGAAGACGGCACUCUGCACCGAUUCCGUGCACACAACACUGUUUUGGCUACUGGUGGUUACGGACGUGCGUACUUCAGUUGUACCUCAGCGCAUACUUGCACGGGUGAUGGAAUGGCUAUGGUUGCUCGCGCCGGUCUACCUAACCAAGAUCUCGAAUUUGUCCAAUUUCACCCAACUGGUAUCUAUGGAGCUGGAUGUUUGAUUACUGAAGGUGCUCGUGGUGAAGGUGGAUACUUGUUGAACUCUGAGGGAGAGCGGUUUAUGGAACGUUACGCGCCAACCGCCAAGGAUCUUGCCAGUCGUGAUGUCGUUUCUCGAUCAAUGACAAUGGAGAUCCGUGAGGGGCGUGGUGUUGGUCCUGAUAAGGACCAUCUUUACCUCCAGCUCAGCCAUUUGCCAGCUGAGGUUCUCCACGAGCGUCUUCCAGGUAUCUCCGAGACUGCUUCUAUCUUCUCUGGUGUCGAUGUCCGGAAGCAACCUAUUCCAGUUCUACCAACAGUUCACUACAAUAUGGGUGGUAUCCCAACCAAGUACACUGGUGAGGUUCUCACUGUUGAUGGUGAAGGUAAGGACCAGGUCGUACCUGGUCUUUUCGCGUGCGGUGAAGCUGCUUGCGUGUCAGUUCACGGCGCCAACCGUUUGGGAGCCAAUUCUCUCCUCGAUCUGAUCGUUUUUGGUCGCGCCGUAUCCCACACCGUCCGGGAUAACUUUGAGCCAGGCAUGCCCCACAAGGAAAUCAGCGCCGACGCCGGUGCUGAAUCCAUCAAGGUCCUAGACCAAAUCCGAACGUCCGAUGGCCCAAAGAGCACACACGAAGUCCGUCUAGCAAUGCAAAAGACCAUGCAGACAGACGUAAGUGUGUUCCGUAUGCAAGAGAGUUUGGAAGAGGGUGUCAAGAAGAUCAACGAGGUCGACCAGACCUUUAAGGAUGUCGGAAUCAAGGACCGAAGCAUGAUCUGGAACUCGGAUUUGGUCGAGACUUUAGAAUUAAGAAACUUGUUAACUUGCGCCGUCCAAACCGCCGAAUCCGCAGUCGCGAGAAAGGAAUCCCGCGGUGCACACGCCCGAGAAGAUUACCCCGAAAGAGACGACAAGGAGUGGAUGAAGCACACCUUGAGUUUCCAGAAGAAGCCCCAUGGCAAGACGGACCUAACAUACCGAGCCGUCGUAGCCAACACGCUGGAUGAGAAUGAGUGCAAGGCCGUGCCACCUUUCAAGCGUGUUUACUAG
This is a messenger RNA of Lachnellula hyalina, 1944 nucleotides long. Its product is annotated as putative succinate dehydrogenase [ubiquinone] flavoprotein subunit, mitochondrial. The coding region runs from base 1 to 1944 and encodes 647 amino acids. Lineage: Eukaryota; Fungi; Ascomycota; Leotiomycetes; Helotiales; Lachnaceae. The record is from RefSeq and is a predicted model, not a curated record. The transcript has 6 exons. Gene Ontology annotation, molecular function: succinate dehydrogenase (quinone) activity; electron transfer activity; flavin adenine dinucleotide binding. Gene Ontology annotation, biological process: mitochondrial electron transport, succinate to ubiquinone; tricarboxylic acid cycle.